This is a messenger RNA of Mycena indigotica, 840 nucleotides long. RefSeq names its product MFS domain-containing protein. The record is from RefSeq and is a predicted model, not a curated record. Lineage: Eukaryota; Fungi; Basidiomycota; Agaricomycetes; Agaricales; Mycenaceae. Gene Ontology annotation, molecular function: nicotinate-nucleotide adenylyltransferase activity; nicotinamide-nucleotide adenylyltransferase activity. The transcript has 4 exons. Bases 1 to 840 code for a protein of 279 amino acids. Gene Ontology annotation, biological process: NAD+ biosynthetic process.
AUGGCUGCUGCGACGCGUUCGAGGGAGUUCACCAACCCUCCGAACUACGAGUUUCCCAUCCAUAGGCUAUCGCAAACCCUCCGCGACCCAGCCAAAACUCCCGUCGUUCUAGUAGCCUGUGGCUCCUUCAGUCCCGUCACCUAUCUCCACCUUCGCAUGUUCGAAAUGGCCAAGGACUACGUGCGGCAAAACACCGACUUCGAGAUUCUGGGUGGUUAUUUGAGUCCAGUGAGCGACAUGUACAAGAAGCCUGGGUUGCUUAGUGCCCAACACCGAGUGACGAUGUGCACGCUCGCCGCAGAGGACACCUCCACCUGGCUGAUGGUCGACCCGUGGGAAGCCUUCCAAGACUACCAACGGACCGCUGUUGUUCUCGACCACUUCGACCACCAGAUCAACGACGUUCUGGGGGGUGCUCGGACUGCGGACGGCGAGCAUCGCAAUAUUCGCAUAAUGCUUCUCGCCGGGUCGGACCUCAUUAGUACAAUGAGCGAGCCUGGUGUUUGGAGCUACUCUGAUCUCGAUCACAUUCUAGGACGCUAUGGGACAUUCAUUGUCGAGCGCGCUGGUACCGGAAUGGACCAGGCAACUGAAAGUCUUGCCCGGUGGCGCAACAACAUCCACAUCAUCUCGCAACUCAUUCAGAAUGACGUCUCUAGCACUAAGGUCAGACUCUUUAUCCGAAGGGGGCUCUCUGUCCGCUACUUGCUUCCCAACGAAGUUGUGGAGUAUAUUGAGCAAAACGGACUAUACCUCGAGGACACUGCUUCACCCAUAAUCCCCGUCGAUAAAGAGUCUGUGGCGAGUGAUUCGAGGAAGGAGAUCUCCGUACACCCGUAG